UCUGCGUGUUUAUUGAGGUUAUGUAAUAAAUCAACAAGUACAAAUUUUGUUAAAAAUGACUUCACAAAGCGCUGUAAACUUGGAUUCCAGUAGAUACAAUUCCUUGUUGGAUAGCUGCGUUAAAUCUCUAUCGUUAUGUAAGAAAUUAAUCGAUCAGAAUUUAGAAGAUGAUCAGGAUGGAGAAAUGGCAAAGCUUAAAAAUAUAGCGAAGGAUUACUGUGAAAUUGAGUUUAACACGAGAAAAACCUUUGACGCUUUGAAUAAGUUGGAGGAUACCCUCAAGGAUAAGGAGAAUGACGAGGAUGCACAGGAAAUAUUUAAAAGAAUAAUGCAGGAAGACGACUCUGAAGAAAACUACAUGGAAAACGAUAUCUGGCUGAACUUAUUCGAAAACGAGAAAUCCGUACGCGAAAUCGUUACAAAAGAGAAAAAAUACAAAGCCUCACAAUAUGUGGAAGUCAAUGAUUCCCUACAAUUUGCAGACGUCUUCAAACCACCUGUUGAUCCAAUUUCAAAGGGAAAAAUACAAAACCCAUACAAAAACAAAAAAUGCGGACACGUAUACGAAAAAGACUCCAUAUUUGGGUACAUAAAAUCCAUGCAACAGAGAGCCAAAUGCCCAUACAUUGGUUGCAACAAGGAUUUAUUAACUCGACAGGGGUUGGUCGAAGAUACUGAAUUAAAGGAAAAAAUUGAUGAAUACAUAAGAAGUAUGGAUUCCAGCACCUCUGAUGAAGAUUAAAUUUUAUAAAUAAACGAUUUUUAUACAAAAUAUGUGUUUCUUGAUUUGCCUUCUUGAAAUUGGCGCCAUACAUACAUGCGCCAACUAUGGGUUUCCCACUGAACUAAUACUGUUUAUUAAAACUAACCUCAAUUUUAGUGUUUUGGUCAUUUUAUGAGCGUUUUAUUUGUUACUUUUGGUUGUUUUCAGGAUUAUAUAAGGGUUAUUUGUUGCAAAAAACAACCAACUUUAGUUAUUUAAGUGUAAUUACUGUAAAACAACGUCAAAAUGGAUGUUACCAAGUCUAAUUUUAACGAGGUGCUCCCUAAAAUAAAAGAGUCCAUAAAAAAUAGUUCUUUUAUGAGCAUCGAUUGUGAACUGACUGGGCUCAAUGUAGCUCGUAAUAUAAAUGCUUUCGAUACACCUGCUGAGUAUUACAAUAAGGUUAGAGUUAACAGUAGGGAUUUUCUAGUUAUACAGUAUGGAUUGAGCAUAUUUAGGUAUGAUUCCGAGUGUGAUACUUUUAAGCACCAAAGCUACAAUUUCUACAUCUUCCGUAAACCAUAUGAUAAAAAUAUACCGGAUCAAAGAUUUUUGUGUCAAACAUCAAGCAUUGAUUUUCUCAUUACUCAAGGGUUUGAUUUUAAUAAAUUGUUUAAAGAAGGCAUUUCCUAUUUAAACUCUGUAGAGGAGGAAAAAUGGAAAAUCAAUCUUGAGGAAAAAAGGAAAAAUUCUGCUGUUUUGAGACUCAAUCCUAAUAGGGAUAGUAUUCCUAUUCCUGAUAAUUUAGAGAAUUUUAUUAAUGAUGUCGUGAAAAUUUUGGACAAUUUUCUCGAAUCGAACGAUACGGAAGUUCAGCUACCUCGAUGCAAUGCUUUCGCAAGGCGCCUCGUCUACCAGACGGCCGCCGAAAAGUUCGGCGACCGUCUGAACGUGGAAACUCGCCAGAUGGACAAAGACAGAGUUUUAUUCGCCUACAAAAUGCGAACCAAAGAAGAGGAGGAAGAAAUCGAACGGAAAAAAUACGAAGAAGCUUUGGAAGCUUUCGACAGUUACGUGGGUUUCAGUAAGGUUCUGAAAAUGGUUAGGGAAUCCGGUAAACUGAUAAUCGGACACAACUUGUGCUUGGAUAUUUUGCAUACAAUAGAUAAGUUUAUUACUCCUUUGCCGGAAGAUUAUCAGGAGUUCAAGCAGCUUACGUCAGCGAUAUUUCCAAUGAUUGUAGAUACAAAAUACAUGUCGAGUUCCGAGAAAAUAAAAGACUUAAUUCCCUCCACAGUGCUCAAAAACGUACUCGAUACUGUGUCGGCUACGCCAUUUGAAAUGCCAGCACAUGAAAUCGAAGAGGGGGCGGAAAGUUACCAAAUCAACGACUAUAAAGAACACGAGGCUGGUUACGACGCUUUUAUAACCGCUUUGAGUUUUGCGUCGAUGUGGAAAUAUUUGGGUAAACUAGAAAACAAAUCUCCCGCAGAAACAUUCGGAGAUCACAGACUAUUGAACAAAGUAAUAAACAGAAUCUUUUUAAUGAACCUGGCUGAUAAUCAGUACAUAAAUCUACAGGGGAAUGACUUGAAUCCGUCGAGAGACCACGUUUUCCACUUAACCUUCCCGAAAGAGUGGAAAUUCCACAACAUAACCGAACUAUUCAGCCCUUUCGGUUCCGUAUACAUAUCUUGGAUAGACGAAACGUCCGCUUACGUGAGCCUAAACAAAAAGGAACAGUCCGGGGUAGCUCUUAACACUUUAUCGCAAAGUGAUACUUACAGUAUUAUGACUUAUAGAGCUAGGAGAGCAAUGUUGGAAUCAAAAACAAAUGUUGCACCUGUAACGGGUCAGAGACGAAAAAUGAGUGAGAAUAUAAGUGACAUCGCAGAAAAAAGACAGAAGGUUGAAGACAAUACAGAACAUGAUGAUAGCAAAUGGGAGACAGUAACGAAAAAGGGUAAAAGGAAGGGUAAAACAUUCAAAGAGAGUACAUGGGAUCAAUAAAUUCAUAUAAAACACAA
Molecule: messenger RNA, 2730 nt
Organism: Brassicogethes aeneus
Lineage: Eukaryota; Metazoa; Arthropoda; Insecta; Coleoptera; Nitidulidae
Source: the annotation of a GenBank genome assembly